AUGUCAGAAGCACAAGGGAAAUCAACUGGUGUGGUAUCUGGCGCUGGAAGCGCAACUACCUCUACCGUUAUCUCCGAAACUAAAACUGCAAUUGAUACUCAUGGAAAUACUUUCAAGGUUCCUGAUUACACUAUUAAGGAUAUCUUAUCUGCUAUUCCCAAGACAUGUUAUAACAGAAGUCUUUGGUGGUCUCUCCACUAUGUGGUCAGAGAUGUGGCUGCCAUCGCGGUAAUCGGGUACGUCGGCACCAAUUACAUUCCACAGUGGUUUCCGAACAGCGCUCUUUUGAGAGGCGCAGCGUAUAUGAUUCAGUCCUACUUAAUUGGUCUUUUUGGCUUUGGAUUGUGGAUUCUUGCUCACGAAUGUGGCCACUCUGCCUUUUCUGACUACAACAUUGUUAACGACAUCGUGGGAUGGCUGCUACAUUCGUGGUGGAUGGUUCCGUACUUUUCAUGGAAGUUUUCUCAUAGUAAGCAUCAUAAAGCCACCGGUCAUAUGACCAGAGACAUGGUGUUUGUUCCUUACACAAAGGAAGAAUACUUGGAAAUGAAAAAAAAAUCCGUUCUAGCCGAAGUUUUGGAGGAAGCUCCAGCGGUGACUCUUUUCAAUUUGAUUGCACAACAGAUCGGUGGUCUUCAACUCUACCUAGCUACAAAUGCCACUGGUCAACCUUAUCCAGGUGUCUCGAAAUUUUUCAAAUCUCAUUACUGGCCAAAAUCUCCCGUUUUUGAUGCCAAAGACUAUUGGUAUAUUAUCUUAAGUGAUAUCGGAAUCCUAUGCACUCUUGGUGUCAAUUAUUUAUGUUAUCGUGCAUACGGUUCUCACUUCGUUCUAAUUAACUGGUUUUUACCAUGGCUGUGGGUCAACCACUGGCUGGUGUUCGUGACAUUCCUGCAGCACACAGACCCUACUAUGCCUCACUAUGAUGCCGGUGAGUGGACAUUUGCCAAAGGUGCUGCUGCAACAAUUGACAGAAAUUUUGGUUUUGUCGGUCAACAUAUUUUUCAUGAUAUUAUCGAAACACAUGUUUUGCACCAUUAUUGCAGUAGAAUUCCAUUUUACAAUGCCCGUGAGGCCACCACAGCCAUUAAGAAGGUUAUGGGUGAACACUAUAGAUACGAUGGUGAGAACAUGUGGAAAUCUCUAUGGAAGGUUGCUAGAUCAUGCCAAUAUGUUGAUGGAAGCAAUGGUGUUAAAAUGUUCAGAAACACUAACAACAUUGGUGUAAAAUCUGAGUAG
Molecule: messenger RNA, 1239 nt
Organism: Lachancea fermentati
Lineage: Eukaryota; Fungi; Ascomycota; Saccharomycetes; Saccharomycetales; Saccharomycetaceae
Source: the annotation of a GenBank genome assembly